AUGAAGAAAUCAAGUGCUGAUGAAUCCAAAGCAGUGAUGGAAGGUUUGGUCAUGAAAAAAUCAUCAGGGACAAACAUUUCUAGGCUGAAGAAUGAACCUGCACUGAACACAUCGAGUAAGCAACAAGGGCAACAGUCUAAGCUGCCUGUGAUCCCAAACCCUGACAGCCCAGAGGAUCACAUCUGCCUCUUAGACUGCAUUGUGGUUGAUCUGCAGGACAUGGACAUAUUUGCUGCAGAAAGAUAUCAGAGAGAGUAUUCCAAGGCUGUGGAAGACACCAGUGCAGACUUGAGCUUUCCAUCCUACUUGGUGAGGCAGACAGGAGGGAGCCUGCUCACAGAACCCUUCAGACUGAAGUUACAGGUGGAGAGAAACUUGGACAAAGAGCUGAGUCAUGCAGUUGCAGACAUAUCAAUACAUGGCAACCUGUCAUCAGUCCACUGCUCCUUGGAUUUGAAUAAGUACAAGCUGAUCCGUGGGCUGCUGGAGAACAACCUGGGGGAGCCCAUAGAGGAGUUCAUGAGGCCUUAUGACCUGCAGGAUCCAAGGAUUCAUACAGUUUUGAGUGGAGAAGUGUAUACUUCCAUGUCAUUCCUCAUUGACAUGGUCAAUGUGAGCCUGGAACUGAUGGAUCCAAAGGGAAGAGAUGGAUGCAGCUCUUUAGCCAGGUUUGAUUUUAAGAAAUCCAAAUUGCUUUUUGAAAGCUCUUCAAAUGGAACCAAGUCUGUCAAUCUGGUUUCUCAUUCCAUGAUGGCAUUUGACACACGUUAUGCUGGGCAGAAAUAUGCUGCAGGUCCUCCCAAUGUGUUCAACUGCAUCUUCCAGUCAUCCAAGAAUGCCAGCAGCCCAGGAGAAAUCCAGAUUGAAUUGCACUACAGGUCUACUAAGGAUUCCUCCAGUUUCACAGUUGUGCUGAACAACCUUCGUGUGUUCCUGAUCUUUGACUGGUUGUUGCUGGUUCAUGACUUCUUAUAUACUCCUGGAGAUACCAAAAAGAGGGAAAAUCCCCUUUCAUCCCGGCAGAAAACUUCCAGCAGUGACACAGCUGUGGUUCCCAAAACAGUCAAGUGUGGAGUCGUUACCAAACGUUCAUCGCUGCGUGUGACUGCGGAGAAACAACUGGAAGUUAAGGUCAAUGUGACAGGAACUGAGUUUGUGGUGGUUGAAGACAUGUCUUGCUUUGAUACCAAUGCAAUUAUUUUGAAGGGAACAACUGUUCUCACUUACAAGCCCAAAUUGUUGGAUCGACCUUUCUCUGGUAGUUUGUUUGGCAUUGAGGUGUUCUCAUGCCGGUUAGGAAAUGAGCAGGAGACUGCACUGUCAAUUAUUGAUCCAGUACAGAUCCAUAUGGAGCUGGUUGGGAAUUCUUCCUACCCAAGUGGUUCAGGACUGUUGGAUGCUUUUAACAGUGAAGAUUUUCCUCCUAUUCUAGAGAUUCAGUUGCAAGCACUGGAUAUCAGACUGUCCUACAAUGAUGUUCAGCUCUUCUUGGCAAUUGCAAAGUCAAUUCCCCAACAGACAAGUGCAGCUAUGCCUGACUCAGCUGCCUCCAGUGCUGAACAUGCUGCUCAUCCCUCCAGUUUAGCACUGGUGAACGAGACUUCUUCGACACAUGAGAACAGAGAUGUAUCCAAACGUGUGCUGGAUCCUGUGCUGGAGGUCCAGCUGGCUCGACUCCAAGACUUGGGAUUCAGCAUGGAAGAUUGUCGUAAAGCUCUUCUGAUCUGCCAAGGGGACUUGAAUAAAGCAGCAAGUUGGUUAUUUAAGAAUGCUGAACCUUUGAAAUCAGCUUCCCAGACCUCUUCUGCUCGAGAUAGCCAGGGGAUUCUGCCUUUCCAGUUCAUCUCUGGAGUGGAAAUAAAGGCAGAAAGUGUAUGCAUUUGCUUCAUCGAUGACUGCAUGGACUGUGAUGUUCCCCUUGCUGAGUUAACCUUCUCACGUUUGAAUUUUCUCCAACAUCUGAGGACCAGCCCUGAAGGCUAUGCUCAUUUUACCCUCUCUGGAGAUUAUUACAAUCGUGAACUUUCAGGCUGGGAGCCCUUCAUUGAGCCCUGGCCAUGCUCAGUGUCUUGGCAACAACAAGCCUCGAGUCGCCUGCACCCCUCCCGCCUGAAGCUGGAGGUGAAAGCCAAGCAGCGCCUGGAUAUAAACAUCACCUCUGUUCUCAUAGAGCAGUACACAUGUACCAAGCAGUCAUGGAUGGAAGAUUACUGUAAACAGGACAAAGAAGUGAAUGUAAUCACCUCUGGGGACUGGAUGGGCUCGUCAGUGGAUCCCCCAUGUUUUGGGCAGGGCCUUCCUCUUGUCUACCUUAGAACUAGGAGUACAGCCAGUUUGACUAACCUAGAGCAUCAGAUCUAUGCUAGAG
This is a messenger RNA of Acanthisitta chloris (rifleman), 2368 nucleotides long. RefSeq names its product vacuolar protein sorting-associated protein 13D-like. NCBI's taxonomy places the organism in Eukaryota, Metazoa, Chordata, Aves, Passeriformes, Acanthisittidae. The transcript has 15 exons. Gene Ontology annotation, molecular function: protein binding. The annotation marks the transcript as partial. Gene Ontology annotation, biological process: protein retention in Golgi apparatus; protein targeting to vacuole; mitochondrion organization. Gene Ontology annotation, cellular component: extrinsic component of membrane. The record is from RefSeq and is a predicted model, not a curated record.